Bacillus rossius redtenbacheri is the source of this 5571-nucleotide messenger RNA. It is a transcript of the gene lute, whose product is annotated as BTB/POZ domain-containing protein 6-B. Gene Ontology annotation, molecular function: protein binding. The coding region runs from base 599 to 2038 and encodes 479 amino acids. Gene Ontology annotation, biological process: neurogenesis. The record is from RefSeq and is a predicted model, not a curated record. Gene Ontology annotation, cellular component: cytosol. The transcript has 6 exons. NCBI's taxonomy places the organism in Eukaryota, Metazoa, Arthropoda, Insecta, Phasmatodea, Bacillidae.
GUUCAGCUACGGUGGUUCGUAAAUGUAAAUAAACAUCUCUGCAAAACAGUUUUGUUUUUAUUUAUAUCUCGUUGAAUAGCAACGUACCUAUUUUUCGAUAGAAAGAAUAUAAAUAGAAUAUCACGUACGCCAAACUGCACAGACAGUGUGUUUUUUUUUUUUUUUGGCAGUGAAACGUCAAAAACUGAAUUGAAUUUCUCGUAAAUUAAUAAGCGUAGAAUAACUUAGGUUAUACUAAAAUGCAAUAGAAGCUAAAUUUACGUGGCGUAGAGGCUGCGCAAUCAAAUUGUGGAUUAUCAUAAACUCGCUGCAUAAGUUAGCUAUUCUAUGCUUUUAACAAUUCAGAUUAAUGUAGUUUUUAAGAUGUGUGUUAGAUACCUACAAAUGUUUUGCUUAAUAAUAUACCAAACAUUUAAAAAUAGGUUGAAAGUCACUUCAGACUACACUCCUAAAAUAGAUUUUUGCAAUAUGCCCUACUUACCACACUAUCUACAAGCAAACAUUUGAAAUAUUUUGAAUGAAGAAAAUUUAACUGUAAGCGGAAACGUUGAACAAUGUGGGGCUGUCGCCGCCGCACACCAUCUCGCAGAGGGAGGCGAUGCAGAUCACGCAGCCGGCGAGCGCGCCCACUUCGCCCCUCGCCUCCCCCAGCAACGUGAGCAGUGGUGCCACCGCAAGCGCAUCCCCUUCAGGUGCUGCCUUCAGCCUCGCGUCACCCGGCCAGCUCACCGUCGACCCCAACUGGCAGGCCACCAAGCCCACCGUCCGCGAGCGCAACGCGGCCAUGUUCAACAACGAGCUCAUGGCGGACAUACGCUUCGUCGUCGGCAGCCCGGGGCAUACCCAGUCUAUUCCAGCGCAUAAGUAUGUGCUUGCCACUGGGAGUUCUGUAUUCUACGCCAUGUUCUACGGCGGAUUGGCUGAAAAUAAGGAUGAAAUAGAAGUGCCUGAUGUUGAGCCUUCUGCCUUCCUGACACUGCUCAAGUACCUGUACUGCGACGAGAUCCAGCUGGAGGCGGACACGGUCCUGGCCACCCUGUACGUCGCCAAGAAGUACAUAGUGCCGCACCUGGCGCGGGCGUGCGUGGGCUACCUGGAGACCAGCCUCACGGCCAAGAACGCCUGCCUGCUGCUCAGCCAGUCGCGGCUGUUCGAGGAGCCCGAGCUGAUGCAGCGCUGCUGGGAGGUGAUCGACGCCCAGGCCGAGAUGGCGCUGCGGUCAGAAGGCUUUGCGGACAUCGAUGUGCACACGCUGGAGUCCGUGCUCGCCCGCGAGACGCUCAACUGCAAGGAGAUGCGCCUGUUCGAGGCGGCGCUGGGCUGGGCGGGCGCCGAGUGCGGCCGGCGCGACCUGGAGCCCACGCCCCAGAACAGGCGGGCCGUGCUGGGGCCUGCCCUGUACCUGGUGCGCAUCCCUACCAUGUCCUUGGAGGAGUUCGCCAACGGGGCCGCGCAGCUGGGGAUCCUCACCCCGCAGGAGACCAUCGACAUCUUCCUGCACUUCACGGCGCACAACAAGCCCCAGCUCGGCUACCCCACCAAGCCCCGCGCCGGGCUUAAGCCUCAGGUGUGCCACCGCUUCCAGUCGUGCGCCUACCGCAGCAACCAGUGGCGCUACAGAGGUCGCUGCGACAGCAUCCAGUUCAGCGUCGACAAGAGGAUAUUCGUGGUCGGCUUCGGGCUGUACGGCUCGUCGGGAGGAGCCUCCGACUACAACGUCAAGAUCGAGCUGAAGCGCUUGGGUCGCGUGAUGGCGGACAACAACACCAAGUUCUUCUCCGACGGGUCGAGCAACACGUUCCACGUCUACUUCGAGCACCCCAUCCAGGUAGAGCCCGAGUCGUUCUACACCGCGUCCGCGAUCCUCGACGGGGGCGAGCUGAGCUAUUUCGGCCAGGAGGGCAUGAGCGAGGUGAGCGUGGGGUGCGUCACAUUCCAAUUCCAGUGCUCCUCCGAGAGCACAAAUGGGACGGGCGUCCAAGGAGGGCAGAUACCCGAGCUGAUAUUCUACGGUCCCGCGCACACGGAAGACCACUGACUGCCGGCAACACGUUUUCACGAGAUUUUUGUUUAAGCUUGCAUUAAAUUAAAAUUUUUUUUCCCAGUCUCGUAUUUUAUCGAUUGGAAAGAUAAAAAAAAAAAGUUGUUGAUGGUACUUCUGUAAGUGUAUGUGGCAUAUGCAGCUUACAAAACAUGUAUUGAAAAUAUACUCACUCAAAUAGGUAAAACCUGUGAUCAGGAACGUAGUGAUAUAUUUAAACAUUUUUCUAAGGCACAAUGUACAUUAUAUUGUAGUUAUAUUUAUAAGAUUGUGUUUGUAGAAGAUUGUUUUUUGUUGAUAAUUUGGCAUGUUUAAUAUUAUUGUGUGUAAGUGUAAGUAGAACAGCCUUAGCCUCAACAGAGGGAGUAAUGUUGAAAGCAUUUUUGUCUGUUUCAGCAGUGUACAUAAGCAUCACAUUUUUGUAGGAUUUAAGCAUAAUUAUUAUAAAUGAUAAAAAUGUUAAAUUCAAAAUUAUGAAAUAUCUACUUAGAUUGACUGCAGAAUAAAAAAAGUAUUGUAAUGUAUUGUAAGCAAUGUAACUAUAUUUUAUCCUUAUAAUAGCUAUUGGCAUGGAUAGAAAUUAUUUUUAGGAGGCUUUUAAUAUCUAGGCAUUUGAAAAUUAUUGAGGCAAAAAGCUAAGAAAAUUUUUUUGAAAUAAAUUUAGAAUUUUUUUAAUAUUUGUUAUUAAUUAGUUUGUUACGCAGGAGGUAACAAGUUAAUUACUGUUAUUACACAAGUCCUUUGGAUAAUUAUUUUAAUAUUUUUUAAGGGAACAUUUUUUAUUAACUUUAUUGUAUAUUGUAUGUAAUACAACAAUUUUAAAAUGUUUCAUACUAUUAAAGCAAUUAUUGCUUUUAUGCCGUCAAAAACAUUUUACUGCAACAGUUUUUGUGAGAAAUAUUUUUGGUGCACAUUUAUCAUUGUUAAUUAUAAAAUAUAGGUAAGUGUAAAAAUAAUUUUUAAGCUCAAGUUAGUUGUUACAAGAAGAUCUAAGAACCUAAUAAAAUUUUCAAACGGUGAUGUAAGGAAAUUUUUCACAUUGACAAUUUUUAAAUUAUAUAUAAAUUGAUUCACAGCAAAUACGGAAGCAGUUUUACACUAAAAAAAUAACAUUUUGGAUGAACUAUAAUUUAUGAACAUUUCUUACAAGCUAUGUGUGACUUAAAAGACAAUUACCAUUAAAUAUGUGCUAUUUCACUAAAAGGAACUUUUCCAUACCUAACUCAGUAAAGAUAUUUUUUAUUUGUGCCUUCACACAUCUCUAUGCUGUUCUUUGUGCUGAAUUUUUUUUUUCAUGCAGAAAUGAAACAAAUUAAGGGUGCGUUUCACCAAACAUUGGUUAAUUAAACUUGAUCUUAAGUCCCAGUUGUCUUCCCCACCAAGUUCCCGAAAGUUAAAACUUUCUAUCACGUGUUUUAUGUCAACUGAGUGGCCUUAAUGGUGAGGGAAAUGGUUAUCACGCCUCAUUUGGAGAAACAAGAAUGUAAAUGUUUGUGUAAUUGUGAGAGAAAAUGUUUCAGAGUUAUAAGAUUCUUAGAUAUUGGAAUAGCUUGAGAAAUAAUGGGUAUAUGGAAAUAUAAGCAGCAAAUAAACCAUAACAAACAAGCAGCAUUUUGGGUUUUAUGCACAGUGUAAAAAAUAGACAAGAAAAGUUUAACUGCUGGUGUAACGUAAAGGAAUUUUAGGUUGUGGUUUCACUGCGAUAUUAAUAUUUAUUUUCUUUGCGUGAGAUGUAAACUUUAGAACAUUAUGUUUUUGUACAUACAUUCUCUCUGCUGUUUAAUUAGAUGUUACAAAUAUCAUUGAAGGGCAUCAACAUAACCUACAAUGUUAUUCUGCAGUAAAUGACAUUGCUAAAACUGUACAAAUGUUUAGGAUUGUGUUCAUGAGUACAUUGUACAUGAAAUUUGUACAGUAGUGGCUCAAAGACAAUUUCAACCAUCCUAUCAGAAGGCAAUAGGAAAUGCUCGACAAAAUCUUAUGUACACAGUCUGAGGACUGAGUGUUUCAGCACACACAAAAAUAUUAAAAUAAUUUGUUUUGCCAUAGCUAUUACAAUAAUAAUGUUUAUCAUAAACACAUAAGCCUGCACAAUAAAAAUUAAGACAUAAUAUGCAUCCUUUUUUUUAAAUUAUAUUUAAGAUGGUUGAUAAUGAAUCCUAGUCAAACUCAAGCAGUUAGCAUCAAUAUAAUUUUUCUUUGAAAAAACAGAGUUAAAGUGUAUGGUGAAUCACAAACCAGAAUAAAUUGAGAUUGAGCGGUUUCUUAAAAUUGGUUUUUGAAACCAGUUCUAAUAUGUAUUAUGGUUUUACAAUAACAUGAUUACUUUCUGUGACAUUUGUAUCAAAUCCACAACUGUACAUUCUUUAAUGGCAACUUCCAAAUUUGUCAUACCUUUCUUCUACUAACUACAUAUCUAUGAUUUAUAUAAUAGAGUAUUUCUUAUAAUAUAAUAUUUAUUGUUUAAGGUAUUCACAUUAUAGAAAAAAAUCAGGGAAUUUACUUGAAAUCCUGGCACAAUCAUGGAAAGUCCCAAAUGAUUGUAAUUUGAGGGUAAAAUUUCAUGCUCCGGUAUGCCAUAACCCAGACUACGAAAGUUCCCCCCCCCCCCCCCCUCCCCGUGGAGUUUCAGUGCAUUGUCAUACAAAAAAUGUUGUGUUUGAAAUUUAAUUUAUUAUAUAAAUCUGGUUUUUCAUACAGUUUAUACAGUAUAUGAAGGAAUGCAUUUAUUUUUUAUUUAAAUUUUUAAGUGGAACAGUGUACAAAGAAAAACAUUAUACAAAGGUUGUCAAAAUAUUCAAUGCUUCUAGUUAUGCUAUUGAGGUGUUACAACAGUAACUUGUCAUAAUUCAAGUUGCUUAAUAUUUCAUGCCAAAGAAUUUUAUCUUUUUUGUUUUUACUCUGAGUUUAGUGAGGACGUACAUUAUGUUUUCUUAAACAAGAAAAUUAUUUUUUUCAAAAGUCAUCCACAGCUUAUUUAAUAAGAGGUAAUUAAACAAUUGUUCUGCACUGCCAAUUUAGCAAAUGUUGACAAAUUAUUUAAUUUGUAUUUGUCAUCGGACAAGUAAUAAGGAUUUAGCUAAUUCAGUUUGAAAAAUAUAUAUGUAGAUAUAGAUAUGUUAAACUAUGGGAAAUUGUUACUGCGGAGAGUGAGUUGCUGUGAGGUAUGUAUUGAUGUGGCUAUCUACAGAACUGUAAUUUCUGUUUCCAGAUAUUUACGAAAAGUUCCUUUUCAUUUUAGGUAUUUUAUUAGCUUUGUUUAAUUUAACAAUCACAAUACUGUAUUUUCCAUGCCGAUUAUAAGUUUUACACAAAGUGUGUGUUUCUUCUAAACAGUAAAAAAAAAAAAAAAAUAUUGCUGAUUGUUGGGCCAUAAAACUUUUUUGUGCUAAUAGGAAAUAGGUAAGCAGUAAAGACAGUGUGUGAAUGUUAUUUUGGGUAGACCUAAAUUAAAUAUACCAACUGUAUUAUUAUAAUGUUAAAUUUAUUUUCCAAAUUAUGUAAAUUUGACAAUAAAUGUUGUCACUUUA